Punica granatum (pomegranate) is the source of this 841-nucleotide messenger RNA. Lineage: Eukaryota; Viridiplantae; Streptophyta; Magnoliopsida; Myrtales; Lythraceae. The record is from RefSeq and is a predicted model, not a curated record.
CAGAGCCAAUUUUGCUGCAGCCAUCACAUUGAGAGCUACCAAAGAUAUCCUCACCAAUCUCAUUGGCUCCGUGUCUACUUAAUUUCUGUGAUUCUUAGGGUAGAAACUUGCUUUCCUCAUUAUAUCAUUGGAGAGGAAGACUUGGAAGAGAUUAUUUUAGUCUCUUCUUUCUUUGCUUGAGCUUGAGCUUUAGCAUAUAGUUUUCAUGGCUUCCAAGAGAAUCCUCAAAGAGCUCAGGGACCUCCAGAGAGAUCCCCCGACUUCCUGCAGUGCCGGUCCGGUGGCAGAGGACAUGUUCCAUUGGCAGGCAACAAUCAUAGGUCCAAAUGACAGCCCUUACUCUGGCGGAGUCUUUAUUGUCAUAAUCCAUUUCCCUCCUGAUUACCCUUUUAAGCCCCCUAAGGUUGCUUUCAGGACCAAAGUGUUCCAUCCCAACAUAAACAGCAAUGGCAAUAUUUGCUUGGACAUUCUCAAGGAGCAAUGGAGCCCUGCCCUGACUAUUUCCAAGGUUUUGCUCUCCAUAUGUUCGCUGCUUACGGAUCCAAACCCGGACGACCCGCUUGUCCCGGAGAUAGCCCACAUGUACAAGACUGACAGACCCAAAUAUGAUGCCAUGGCCCGUAGCUGGACCCAGAAGUACACUAUGGGAUAAAACUCGGCUGCGUCCCACCCUCCCGGUCGACAAUCAGCCCUUCACAUUACUUUUGUUUUCUUCUGGAAUCAAAUUAUAAGUUACCUCCCUGGGUUGGCCGAAAUGUCAAUUUAAGCUGGUCAGAACUGAGAGUCCAUAACAAAAGGCUGGAAAUUUUCUUCUUCGCUGGAAUAUAAGUCCUCACACAAA